AUAUUUCACUUUCAAUUCUGUGUAUGUUUUACCAAUAUUUCAGCGCAAUUUGAUUCAGUCAGUAAAAAUAUAUAGUGUGUUCUUAUUUUGAAAGUACCUACGCAGGUUUCUUUAUGUAUUUCGUGUAACUUGACCCUGGUCUCUCUUUGUCGCUCUCGCUCUCCUCCCUGUUGCUAUGGAAACAGGGCCGGUCCAGGUGGAGCCACUGGCUGGCGUCUUCUCGAUCACGUGGGGGUCUGUAGAUGGGGAGCAGAGGAGAAAGUGGUGACUUUACACGCACAUUAACGGCGACUUGAUGAAAACAGCCCACCCUGUUGUGAUUUCUUUUCGAUCAGCGAUUUAAGGAAACUGACGGCGGCGUGUUUUUCUCACCUGGACCACGGGGCCGAGGCGGUUCAAAGGACCUUUCAACGACAUUCAACGCAGUUGAACUCGCAAUGGAAACGACUCUUUAGGAGACGAUGUAGUUUGUGGACGUUCUCUGGGGGAAAAUCUAUCUCGACUCUUCACGGUGACGGUUCUCAGUAUUUUCAGUGUCGUAGUCUUUUGUGUUAAACUGACUUCGGCUUUUGGCAGAAGGCGCAUCCUGUAGCAUGGACUUGUAGCUUUGACGCCAGUAUAAAUUGCUCUCCCUGAGGACCGGGGCAGCCAGCCAUGAAAAAUGAUGCAUCAUGGAAUCUGAUCAUCUAAACUUUGAGCAACAAUUUCAUGUCGGGGAGAGUGACAGCAUGGGAGGCAGCAGAGCCGAGGAGAUAACAGACUGACGUUGAUGAAAAAGAGCAUCCCUCUCCGUGUUUUGUUGUGAAUGUUUGACUCCUCUGUUCGUGGACGAUACACGCACCCAAAAGAUCUGGAGGACGGAACGAUAGUGUAUGUUGUGAUGCUUCUUUUCCAUUUCUUUUCUGGCGUCAGUUUUGGUUUAUCCUGCAAGAUCCGUGCUAUCCCAGAAUGGCUCGCUUUGAAGACGAACUGUCCAGCCGCUAUGGAGGCAGCUGUCCCACGGGCCCGGUCAGAGGGGCCAGUCGGCAGCCAGGGCCUCCGGGGGGCCAGAGGAUGUACAAGCAGACGAUGGCCCAGAGAGCCAGGACCAUGGCUAUUUACAACCCCAUUCCAGUCAAACAGAACUGCCUCACCGUUAACCGCUCUCUGUUCAUAUUCAGUGAGGAUAACAUCAUACGGAAAUAUGCCAAAAAGAUCACCGAAUGGCCUCCAUUUGAGUACAUGAUCCUGGCCACCAUUAUAGCAAACUGCAUUGUGCUGGCUUUGGAGCAACACCUACCAGCCUUAGACAAAACACCGAUGUCAGAGCGUUUGGAUGACACAGAGCCCUACUUUAUUGGAAUAUUUUGUUUUGAGGCUGGCAUCAAGAUCAUCGCCCUGGGCUUUGCCUUUCACAAAGGCUCUUACCUACGUAAUGGCUGGAAUGUAAUGGACUUUGUGGUGGUCUUAACAGGGAUCCUGGCCACCGUGGGGGCUGAUUUUGAUCUGAGAACACUGAGGGCAGUGAGAGUACUGCGGCCGCUCAAACUGGUCUCUGGCAUUCCAAGUCUUCAGGUGGUAUUAAAGUCCAUUAUGAAAGCCAUGGUACCUCUGCUGCAGAUCGGCCUGCUGCUCUUCUUUGCUAUCCUCAUGUUUGCCAUCAUUGGCCUUGACUUCUACAUGGGCAAGUUCCAUCGCACCUGCUUCAGGAAAGACACAGGCGAGCAGGCAGCAGAGUUCCCCUGUGGCCUGGAGGCUCCGGCAAGGACCUGUGCGAACGGUACCACCUGUAGGGAGUACUGGAUUGGACCCAACUUUGGCAUCACCAACUUUGACAAUAUCCUCUUUGCUGUUCUCACCGUUUUCCAGUGCAUCACCAUGGAGGGAUGGGUGGACAUCCUGUACAAUGCCAACGAUGCCUCAGGGAACACAUGGAACUGGCUGUACUUCAUCCCCCUCAUCAUCAUCGGUUCCUUCUUCAUGCUCAACCUGGUGCUAGGCGUGCUGUCAGGGGAGUUUGCCAAGGAAAGAGAACGGGUGGAGAAGAGGCAAGAAUUUCUGAAGCUCCGCAGACAACAGCAAAUAGAAAGAGAAUUAACUGGAUACCUGGAGUGGAUUUGCAAAGCAGAGGAGGUGAUGCUGGCUGAGGAAGACAAGAAUGCAGAGGUGAAAUCUGUGGAUGGAGCUUGGUACAAAAGAAAACACAAUAACUCUGUGCUCAAAAGGACAAAGAAGAGUAAGAAUGAACUCAUCAAUGCAGAGGAAGGCGAGGACCACUUUACUGAUAUCUCAUCUGUUGGGUCACCAUUUGCUCGUGCCAGCGUGAAGAGCAAAAACGAGAGCUCGUCUUACUUCAAGAGAAAAGAGAAGAGGAUUCGCUUCACCAUCCGUCGUCUGGUCAAGUCACAGAGCUUCUACUGGACUGUGUUGUGUCUAGUUGGCCUCAACACAUUGUGUGUAGCCAUAGUACACUAUGACCAGCCUGAGGGGCUCACCAAUGCCCUAUACCUGGCCGAGUUUGUAUUCCUGGGCCUGUUUCUGGUAGAGAUGUCCAUGAAAAUGUAUGGCCUUGGACCCCAGAACUAUUUCCACUCCUCAUUCAACUGUUUUGACUUUGGGGUGAUUAUUGGCAGUAUUUUUGAGGUGAUCUGGGCUGCCAUAAAACCUGGAGCCUCAUUUGGAAUUAGUGUCCUUCGAGCUCUGAGAUUGCUCAGGAUCUUCAAAGUUACCAAGUACUGGAAUUCUUUGAGGAACCUGGUGGUGUCCCUGCUCAACUCCAUGAAGUCUAUCAUCAGCCUGUUAUUUCUUCUGUUCCUCUUCAUUGUGGUUUUCGCUCUGCUGGGCAUGCAGCUUUUUGGUGGCCAGUUUAAUUUUGAAGAUGAAACGCCAACAACAAACUUUGACACAUUCCCCGCAGCAAUUCUCACAGUCUUCCAGAUCCUAACUGGAGAAGACUGGAAUGCAGUCAUGUACCAUGGCAUUGAAUCACAAGGAGGCGUUCAUGGGGGAAUGUUUUCCUCCAUUUAUUUCAUCGUUCUCACUCUCUUUGGAAACUACACACUUCUCAAUGUGUUCUUGGCCAUUGCUGUUGAUAACCUUGCAAAUGCCCAGGAGCUCACUAAGGAUGAAGAGGAGCAAGAGGAGGCCAUCAGUAAGAAACUUGCCCUCCAGAAGGCCAAGGAGGUAAAGGAAGUCAGCCCUCUGUCAGCCGCUAACAUUUCCAUCACAGCUAAGGAGCAGCAGAAGUCAGUGAAGACAAUGUCAGUGUGGGAGCAGAGGGCCAACCAGCUGAGGAGGCAGAACCGGGCAAGCUGUGAGGCCCUGUACAGUGAGCUGGAGCCUGAGGAGCGUGCCCGCCUGUCCUCGGCCCUCCACAUCCGGCCUGACAUGAAGACCCACCAUGACCGGCCACUACUUGUGGAGCCCUGCGACGGGCCUUUGCUGGGCAGCCACCAGCACCACCACCAUAAACCCUGCAUGACAGAGGAUGCUGAAACUGCCACCGACCCCCCUGUGCCUCACCAGCCUCGCCGUCACCACCGCCACAGAGACCGGACCAGAACAAAAGAGGAGACAAAUGAUAACGGUGACACUGGGGGGAGGCACCACGUCCAUCACAGUCGCUCUGAAGACCACAAUGGCAACCGGGGCAAAGAGGGCAAGAGUGAGAGAUCCCACAGCCGAGAGGGAGGGAGUAAGCAUCACCAUCAGAGCUCAGUGGAUGACAGUGGAGGUGGAGGAGUGACAGGUGAGAGAGAGCAUCGCCAUCAUCAUUCACACCGGCAAUCCAGAGGGGGCAACGGGACAGUGAACAGUGGAGGCAGGGGAGAGCGAAGAUCCCGGUACAAAGACGCACGUUCCUCUAACAGGGAUGGGGACAGGAAUUCCAGAGGAGAUAGUGGUGCCAGUGGAGAGAGGAGGAGACAUCAGACUCAUGGAUCCAGGGCCAAAUCCACAGUUGAGGGAGAGGAGUCCAACAAGAGAGAAAAGACCCAUGGUCACAGGGACAGGUGUGGUGAUUCAGAGGGAGAGUCCCUAGCCAUCUCCCACCAGCAAGGCUCUGGGGGGUCCAACUGGCCUCCUGACCAACCAGAGGACUCAGACAACCAGCGAAAUGUCAGACAAAGUGGCCAAACCUCCAUCCAAAUUCCUCCUGUGACUGUCACCUCCCCACCUGGAGAGACCACCCUCAUACAAAUGAACAGUAUUGACUGUGAGACAAUGCCCACGAAUGAGAAGACCCUGGAGGAUCUAAGUCAAAGUGGACCCAAACCCGUCCUGCCUUACAGUUCCAUGUUCAUCUUUGGACAGACCAAUCCGGUGAGACGUUUGUGUCAUUACAUUGUGACUCUGCGUUACUUUGAGAUGUCCAUCCUAGUUGUCAUUGCUAUGAGCAGUAUUGCUUUGGCAGCAGAGGACCCUGUCUGGACAAAUGCCCCCCGUAACAAUGUGCUCAAAUAUCUGGACUAUGCCUUCACUGGUGUUUUCACUUUUGAAAUGGUGAUCAAGAUGGUGGACUUGGGCCUGCUGCUUCAUCCUGGAUCUUACUUCAGAGACCUCUGGAACAUUCUGGACUUCAUAGUGGUCAGUGGGGCGCUGGUGGCUUUUGCAUUUUCGAGCUUCAUGGGAUCGCAACAAGGUGUGACCAGGGGGACCAAAGGCAAAGACAUCAGCACUAUCAAGUCACUGAGGGUUCUCCGAGUACUCAGGCCUCUCAAGACCAUCAAACGUCUGCCAAAACUCAAGGCAGUGUUUGACUGUGUGGUCAACUCUCUGAAGAACGUGCUGAACAUCCUCAUCGUUUACAUCCUCUUCAUGUUCAUCUUUGCGGUCAUUGCAGUUCAGCUCUUCAAAGGAAAAUUCUUCUACUGUACAGAUGAGUCCAAGGGCCUGGAGAAGGACUGCAAGGGACAGUUCUUGGACUAUGACAAAGACGAGGUAGCUGCCAUGCCCAGAGAGUGGAAAAAAUAUGAGUUCCAUUAUGACAAUGUGCUGUGGGCCUUCUUGACCCUCUUCACUGUCUCCACUGGGGAGGGCUGGCCAACUGUACUGAAACACUCUGUGGAUGCCACCUUUGAAGACCAGGGUCCCAGUCCAGGCUACCGGAUAGAAAUGUCCAUAUUCUAUGUAGUCUACUUUGUCGUCUUCCCUUUCUUCUUUGUCAACAUCUUUGUUGCCUUGAUCAUCAUUACCUUCCAGGAGCAGGGAGACAAGGCCUUGUCUGAGUGCAGCUUGGAAAAGAAUGAGCGGGCUUGCAUUGACUUUGCCAUAAACGCCAAACCUCUGACGCGCUACAUGCCCGAGAACACACAGUCCUUCCAGUACAGGAUGUGGAAGUUUGUUGUCUCAGCUCCCUUUGAGUACUCCAUCAUGAUCAUGAUUGCUCUCAACACUGUGGUACUUAUGAUGAAGUUCCAUGGAGCUUCAGACUUAUAUGAAGUGAUGCUGAAGAACCUCAACAUAGUCUUCACCAUUCUCUUCACUCUGGAGUGUAUCCUCAAGAUAAUUGCUUUUGGUCCACUGAACUACCUAAAGGACGCCUGGAACGUGUUUGACUUUGUGACAGUGUUGGGCAGUAUCACUGACAUCUUGGUGACUGAAAUCAAUACUACGGAUAGACUGCUGAAUCUGAGCUUCCUGAGGCUGUUCAGAGCUGCUCGGCUCAUCAAGCUGCUGAGGCAGGGCUACACCAUCCGCAUCCUGCUGUGGACCUUCGUCCAGUCCUUCAAGGCCCUGCCUUAUGUCUGCCUGCUGAUUGCAAUGCUGUUCUUCAUUUAUGCCAUCAUUGGGAUGCAGGUGUUUGGCAACAUUGAACUGAAUGAGGACACAGCUAUCAAUCACCACAACAACUUCCGCACGUUCCUCCAGGCUCUCAUGCUGCUGUUCAGGAGUGCAACUGGUGAGGCCUGGCACGAGAUCAUGUUAUCAUGUUUGAGUCACAGAGACUGUGACGAGCGAUCAGGGUCCCGUGGGAAAGAGUGUGGCAGUGAUUUUGCCUACUUCUACUUUGUCUCCUUUAUCUUCCUCUGUUCCUUCCUGAUGCUGAACUUGUUUGUGGCUGUCAUCAUGGAUAACUUUGAGUACCUAACCAGAGACUCUUCCAUCCUUGGACCUCAUCACCUCGAUGAGUUCAUCCGGGUUUGGGCCGAGUAUGACCCAGCUGCGUGUGGCCGUAUCAAGUACCUCGAUAUGUAUCAGAUGCUGCUCCACAUGUCCCCACCCUUAGGUUUGGGAAAGAAAUGUCCGCCAAGAGUCGCCUACAAGCGUCUUGUCAAAAUGAACAUGCCCAUUGCUGAUGACAACACCGUCCACUUCACUUCCACCCUGAUGGCCCUGAUUCGCACCGCCCUGGAGAUCAAACUGGCCUCAGGUAUGGUAGCCCAGCGAUUAUCUGACGCCGAGUUAAAGAAGGAGUUGUCCACAGUGUGGCCCAGCCUUUCACAAAAGACCAUGGACCUGUUGGUGACACCACAUAAACCCAAUGAACUGACAGUAGGGAAGGUUUAUGCAGCCCUGAUGAUUUUCGACUACUACAAACAGAAUCGAGCAAGGAGGCUGCAGCAGCAGCAACAGAACACAUCAGGCUCCCAGUGCAAGGUCGGGGCUCUGUUUAAGCCAUUGCUGCCUCUGACUCACAUGCAGGAGAAAGACCUGCCUAUGAUGUUAAACAGUGUGGAGCCUCCCAGCAUGCUUCAGCCCCAGCCCAAAUCUCAUGCCAAGUCCCAGCCACAGACCAGACCUAGCUCCAACUCCCUCAACAAUGGAGGCACGCUGCCAUCUCAUGAUCACAACAUCAAGGCAUCAUCCUCCUGGGUGAUGGAGAAACCCAAGGAGGUGCCCCAAGCUAAGACUAAAAGAAGCAUGUCCAGAGGCCCAUCAGAGGACACACCAGACACUGCUAUUAUUCAGGAGUCAGUGGAGCUGAGGAAGAUAGAGACCAGCGCCAGCAGCACAAUCCCAGUCCCUGGUACCGGUCUAGAGAACCAGGGCAGAGCUGCUUCUAUGCCUCGACUAAAUGCUGAGCUGCAGUGGGGCCACUCACGCCACUCUCCAGGGAUCCAUCUAGCUUCUGUCCCUGAUGCCAGCCCUAUGAAGCGCUCAGCCUCCACUGUAGCUCCACAACGACCCCACGUGGUCAACCUGAGGGAAUAUACCCUGGAGAAACCCAGCCAGGAGCGACCCCACCACCAUCACCACCAUCACCGCUGCCACCACCGCAGAGACAGAGAUAAAGACAGAGACAGAGACAGAGAAAAGAGGCAGAGGUCGUUGGAUACACCUCUAGGUGGACAACCUCCAGGCUCUGCUGGAGAACCAGCAUCUGACCCAGCUGCCUCCAGAGAGCGAGCCCAUGACCGCGGGCGCUCCCACGAGAGGAAACACCACCACUCCUCGGCAGAUAAACACCGCUACUACUCCUGUGACCGCUUCUGCAGCCGGGAACACUGCCACACCAAAACUGCCACUACAAGUUGUGCUGCCUCCCCCAGCGAGGGGCAGGAAACCAGCAACAAGCAGGGCAGUGGUUGGGUUAAAGGCAGCCCAGUGGCAAUGAGUUCCAGUUCUAGUACACCAAGCCAUGGACGUCGGCAGCUGCCCCAGACCCCCCUCACCCCACGGCCAGGGGUGGCCUACAAGACUGCCAAUUCCUCCCCCGUGCACUGUGUGUCCAGCCAGGCCUCUCUGAGUCCCGGCCGGCUGAGCCGCGGUCUGUCGGAGCACAACACCCUCUGGCACAGCAGCUCCCACCACUUCCCCUGUCCCGUCACUCGUAUCAGCUCUGAGCCCUUUCUGGGCCGGAGCCAUGGCGAUGCCCUGGGUAGCCCCUACAGCAGCCUCCAGGACCAGCUGGACGUCUUCCAGGAUGUGGCGUCACUGUCGCCCAGCCCCCGUGCCGGAUGCUCAUCUCGGACCGCACUGCCUCGCAUGAUGGGAGCCCUGCUUCCAGCUCCACAGCAGAACCUUGGGGUGCCUAAUGGGUACCACUUCAGCUUCGGGGGCAACACCAGCCCAGGCUCUGGCGUCAGGGCACCCAGGUAUUACAAGGAGGCAGAGGAGGACGAAUGGUGCUAGCAUGGCUUUAAACCAACCUUUUUAAUGCAUUUUUGAGGAACUGUGAUGAGUUUUAUCAUCUUCUUUAUAGGCUUUAGUUUAACUUGUCACGGUGUGUGUUUGAUGUUAUAUUUUAAUCCUAAUUUGGAGAGCUAUGGUUAGGGAGAACAUUGUAACAGGGAGAACACUUGAAGUGAGUUAUAUCUGAAUGUGAACAGGAGCUUGUCAUCUUUAUCAAAGGGCAUAUAGCAUUAUGAAAGAAGAAAAGACAGAAGAGCAGACUUUUUGCCAAUAUCAGAUAUCUUACAGUAGCUAUCCUUGAUUUGCUCUGAUUUCAGUGUUUUGUUGACACUACCAUAUUGACCCUCGAACAGCAUUACAUUAUAAACACAGACUAUACAUUAGAAUGAUAAUAUCUUUGGGUGAACUUUGGAUGGUAUAGAUGGACCAGACCAGAUCUGCCGUGUGUCAUUAAUUAAAGUCUUUUUCCAGGAAACAAUUCAAGAAAGCACAGUGCUGCUGUAUUUCACUGUUACGCUGCAGGUUGAGUUGUUUCAGCACUCAUGCACUGCACAUGCUGAUCUACUCCAAACAGGAUUCUUUGGGAAACCCGUGUAGCUAACUUGAAGCAGCAUUAAUAGUUUCUUCUCUGUCAUUUGGAGGCAGUGCAACAAGCGUUUAACACUAACAUAUCACUUUAUAAAGCUGAUAAGGCUAACAUGUUAGCAAACGGCUACCUAAUUAUACAUCCAUCAGACAUAGAGCAACACGAGCAUUCAUUUGGAUCAUGUUUCUGAUUACCAGAGAAUGUAAGUGACUCUCCUUUCAGCUAUGUUGUGGUCUCCAUCAACUGUGCUAAGAGCUCCACAAUAUUCACCAAUUAUUUGCAAACUCUGUCUGCUGUUUGGUGCUAAGCAGGUGGUGUAACAGAAAGUCCGUCAGAGUCUGUUCCUGCCAGAACCAGAGACUGAAUCAAAAAGUUGUCUGCUGUCAAACCAAAACAAUAAGCUUAAACACUCAUUAGUAUAAGGGCAAUUACAGACUUUUGAUUAUUCCCUUUGUUGUUUGUCACACUCUUCAAAUUACACAUAUACUUUUUUCAUUCCAAGUAUAAAAAUAUUGAUUAGUGAAGCUGUAAUGUUAGUUAGUCUUACUGUUUACAAGUUUUAUAAUCUAUCACUAUCUGUUCUGUUUACCUGAUUACAUGAUAUAAAUUAAAACAUUGCUUGCUGCAGUCUUUCACCAAUACCACAGAGAACCAAACAGCCACAUACACCACAUACACAAUAAUUGAGAGGGCACAUACAAAAGCAGCUUUUUCACAAUAAUGGAAAUACAGCUAAAGACCAGACCAGAUGAGUUGUGUUCUCUUUAUCAGCUGGUUAACAGACAUUUCACCUUCUUCCAUAUUUUUAUUACACACAGCAAAACUGUGUAACAGACCAAUUAAUUUUUAACCUGUAAGUAAACCCAAAAUCCAGUCAUUGAAUCUAACAGUAACUGAAAGCUUGAAAUGUGUUUGAGAGUCAGUAUGGCAGUUUCAACAGAAAAUGAUGUCACUGCUCGUCAUGGAAACUAAAAGCAGGUCAAUAGUUCAUUAAAAUGAAUUAUACUGUUGGAAAACCUCAAAGACAUUAUGACACUGUACAAAUAGCUGUGAUGUUCUUUAGUUUAGGACCAUUCUAUGAUUAUGCCUAGUCCUUUAUGACAUUCCCUUUGUGUCAGACAAACAGACAAAGUGCUGUCACAUAGACAGUCAUGAUUGUUUAUCUGUUAAAUGUUUUUUACAAACUUGAAGAGAGAAGCAACCCAUGGUAGUGAAAACUGACUGAUUUGUUUUCUAUAGAAAAUUCCUUGUAGGUGUUCUCUUUUCUUGGUGUCAUUUUUUGUAUGACAUGAAAAAAACAAAGGUGUGUUUUAUGUGAACUGCUUCCGGUUUGCCAUCAUUUCAGGUCUAAUGUUUCUUACAGACUUCUUUGCGAUGUUUUAAGACAAAGUGCCUAACCUUUUAGAUAUACUGUAGAAAAAAGAUGCAAUGUCAACUGUUUUCUAAUGCAUCCACACUGUUCUAUAUGUAGCUCUGCAGGAAAACAAGUUGUACAGAAAGCCUUAUCUGCAAGGAGACAAAUGAUACCUACAGUACGCUUAAAAGACAGGAAUUGAAAAUUUCUUUUAUGAAUUUUUUUUUCUUGUUUUUGAUAAACAAUAAACCACAUGGUUGGGGGAGCGAAAAUAACAUUGUGCAAACGCUAUGAAAACUGCAUAAAUAUAUCUAUACAGUUACACUAUGCCAGUAACACAUUGUGCAUGUUUAGAUGGUAGACUUGAUCAGCUACCUGCUAUGACCACCUUGUAGUUUCUUUUUUAUAUUCUUUUGGAAAGGAUAUCACAGUGUGAGCCUUACAAGCUCCUGCCUUGUUUGGACUGCUACUGAUUGUGGAGGAUUUAAAGAGUGUGCACGUUCUCAUUUAGGACACAAUUUAGCAAUGGGUGAUGCAGUCUGAUUCUUUAUGGGUAUCUGACUCAAGCCAGGCCCUGUGUGUGUGUGUAUAUGUGGAUUAAAAUUAAAUUGGUAUCAUCAGAUUUUGGAUAUGUUUUGCAUUUCUGGGUCCAGUUUGUUAUUUCCAGAAGUUUUUUUUUCAUACUAUCAUGUAUAACUGGCAAAAAAUUGAUCCUGCAAUGUCAUGCCAAGAUAUUUCCAGCAGUGACUGUAUGAUGGAGCAAUCUAAUUCAUUCAUAUUAAAUAUCAGGGUUUGGUGUCUGAAUGAAAACAUUUAAACAUUUUCUUUUUAAAGAGCUGCCAGUUUGCACCGGUAAAAGAGCGACUAACUGCUCCAUCCACACACAACAGCAUAAUUAACUGUGUCUUAGUACCUUACCACAUAAUAACUAUAAGCAGAAUUUGGCAUUGUCCAAUUUUUGAUGGAAUACAAUUCACAAGGGAGACUUUUAUUUUGUAGAGAAUUAGAGUGAUCUCACAGAAUAACAAAAGUUAUUGCACUAAAUUUGUAUCAUUCCAAAUUCACAGUUUGAUUGACGUCUGUUGAUCUACAUCUUAAAUCAUUUCCUAUUAGUACAAAGAGGUAAAAUAUAUUGAUUUCUUGUAUAUUAUCUGCAAAACAGUAUACUAUUGAAUGCUGGAUUUUGUACGUGGUACCAUUUAUCUAUUUACCAAAAUGUUUACAUCCGCCAACAACUCUUCAGAAUUUGUAAAGACUGAUGGCAUGUAGUUAUGAAAGAAAUGCAACCAAGACAUGACACUUUACAUUGUAAAAUAGGUUGUUUUCUGUUGGUAAAACUAUGUAAUGGUGACGCUUUCUAAUAAUUCUAAUCUAAUAAUAUUGGUCAGUGUGAUUCUAAUUUAUAUUGUGAACUACUGAUAUGUUGUAAGGGAUUGGGACACAGCUAAUAUCUCCACAAACACUUGAAAGCAAGAAGUUGAUGUCUUUUUGUUGGUGCCUGUCAAAAUGCAUUCUGGGAAAUGUAGAAGAGGAGGAGGUGAAGCAGACUGAGAGAAACUUGUCUUGCACGAUCAACUGUAUAAAGUGCGUUAAAUACUCACUGUAAACCAACUUUAAAAUUCUGUCUCAAAAUAACAAGAUCUCAUCUGGCACUGUAAGACUGGAGAGAAUGUAGUUACAAUCCAGAGGAUAAUCACAAAACAACUCCUAAAAUGUACACAACUACUGUCAUUUGACUGAUAUCUGACAGUACUGGAGGGUAAACAUCUCUUGCAACUUGUUUUCAAGUUGUCCUACUGACUAAUACCUGCCCUGCUGCCACACUGAUCAGAGAUCAGUUCCAGUUUGAAGGAGCAAAUUCUCCAGCUGUCAGAUUUCUAGAUGUACAUCUAUCAGUCAAAGAGCUCUGGAGAACUGUCUGGUUAUACCUGAAACUGUACUCUGCUCUGAUAUAUGUAGGCUGAUUUACACACAAACAAUAUGGUAUAUGGUAUUGGUAUAUGCAACUUGCUUGAUACAUAGGACUGACAUCAAUAUCAAAUGGUCUUUUGUGAAAUGUUGAUGUAUUGCUUACUGUAGCAUCACAAUAAUCUGCAACAUGACGGAACGAUUUUAACCCUUGCAGCUGCUGAUUGGGUAGAAGGUAUUUUUGGAGGAUUUCUUGAAGGGCCCCAAGUGGUUGAGAGGGGGGAAGAGUUUAACCACAGUGACACACACUACAGGGGCCAGACACAAGACAGAGUAGGGCUAUGGACCAAGACAUACCCAUUUCUCUAUCCAUUCUGUAGCUUUACAUGUUGGUCUCUUCAGAUUCAGGCUUCAGAAUGAGUGUGACCAAAUGUUUUAUAGAAAAAGAAAAAAAAGAAAAAAAAACAUGCAGACAAAAAAGACUUAAAAUACAUAAAGUGUAAACAAGAAAAAGAAUAUUUAGGAUUACAGCAACUUUAUACAUAUAUUUGCAUGCAUAUCAUGUACCCACUCUGACAAUGUCAAAUGGAAAUCCUAUGGCUCAAAAGGAGGUGUUUCCAGUUUGGUCAUUUUUUUUUAUUUUCACAAAUAAACCUUGAACUGUCAAGUGCUUCUUUUUGUCAAAGACAAGAACACAUUCUUCUGCAGAUAGAUGACAUUCGUUAUUUUAAAGAUUUUGUCACACUAUGGCAGAAAAAAUCAUCACUGUACCUGUACCCUCUUAAACUAUGUGGCUUCUGUAUAGCGUGAAAUGGAACCUACCUGUGUCCAGUUCUGGACCAAUCAGCCACCAAACAUUAGAAAUGAUCCAAUCUUUAUGUCUGCAUACUAUGGGCAGUGUAGAUGUGGCUUUUUCUUGAGUAAAUACAAAUGUUUGCAUGUUCUAACAAUGUAUGUGCAUGUAGAAACCUUAGUACUUUUAGAUACUAUGUGUUAUUUUGCUGUUGAUUUUUAAUAUUUGAUAUAAACUGUGGGGUUUGUUGAAAAGAUACAUUUCUAUCAAAAACAGUAUUGAACAUUGUUGAUUGUUCCAUCCAUGCAGCAGAGCUGGAACAUUCCUUUAUUUGGGUCUUGGGAUUCAGUGAAAUGUUGGUUUGCCUGAUUUUAUGUUUCUUGGCCAGACUUUGAAUUCUACAGUUGUUUCUACAUUAAACAUUUUGUAUGAAGCAAAGUUCCUUGAAAUAAAAAAGAAUCAAAUAAAUUUGUCUUUGAAUGAUUUGGGUGAUCUUAACAAAGAUAAUGGGAUUGCUUCUUCUGUUCUGGUCUCUCCAUUUCUCUGUUCCCUCAAAGAUCAGCAGUAUCAAGAAGGUCUGCAAUUACUAACAGCACUAAUUCACAUUGCAUGUGUUUGCAUAAGCACCACAUGAAUUGACUCCAUCUUAUCUGGCAAAUCCAAUGAUUGUAGCCAUUGCAGUGGAAACAACCUAUUCUGAACAGAAUUUUCACAUUUAUAGAUGAAGUGUAUGACUAAGCCCUGCUGGACUGCUGAUUUGUCCAGAGUGUACUCUGCCACUAGCCCAAUGUCAGCUGGGACAGGCUCCAGUCCCCCUGCGCCCCUAACGGAUAAUCGGUACAUAAUAGAUAAUGACUGUAUGUAUGACUAAGCCCUCAACUCUGGGAUGUCAGGUAUACCUGGUUUGGCCAGGGGAUGAUUCACUCAUGUAUACCUAGUACCUCUACCGUGCAAUUAAAGAACUAUUUCUUGGAAUCCCACAAAGAAUUGGAUUAAUAUCAGCCAGCUAGUCAUAUGUGAGCUGAUCAUGAUCAUAAUUUCAAGAAAUAUGUUCUAAUAAAUGAGAAAAACUGUAAGAGGCUUUGAUGUUUCCCCUCAGCCAUGGACUGUUUCCAUACAUCCCAAUUGUUCAUGAACAUUAGAACUUAACAAACAUUUUUCUUAAUAAGCUCAAAAUGGACAAAUGCUGUCUCCUGAGAAAGGAGA
Molecule: messenger RNA, 13899 nt
Organism: Lates calcarifer (barramundi perch)
Lineage: Eukaryota; Metazoa; Chordata; Actinopteri; Centropomidae
Gene: cacna1ba
Product: calcium channel, voltage-dependent, N type, alpha 1B subunit, a
Exons: 50
Coding region: 949-8052 (2367 amino acids)
Biological process (GO): calcium ion import across plasma membrane; chemical synaptic transmission
Cellular component (GO): membrane; neuronal cell body; voltage-gated calcium channel complex
Molecular function (GO): high voltage-gated calcium channel activity
Source: RefSeq, a predicted model, not a curated record